AUGUAUGCUAAAGCCACCAAUUCUAAAAAAGUCGAUCUUGUAUGCAUAAUCCCGACUGCUAAUGCGUUAAUUGAGCAUAUUAAACGUGUCUAUUUCCAAGUACAGGCUUGGUAUGGUUCACAAGGUCAGGACGAGACCUUAGAUCUGUUGGAAUGGGGGCGGGAAUUGGUAGAUGGAGGGCUCAAUCCUGUCACCAGGACCCAGGAAGCCGGUCCAGAGGAAAUUUUAAGCAAAAUUUCUUGUUCGUGUGAAACCGACUGUGGCACUUCCAACGGGGCCAAAAAUAGUGACGAGGAAGAAGAUGAAGAAGGGAAAGAAGAAGAGUUUGAACAAUAUAUUUAG
This is a messenger RNA of Psylliodes chrysocephalus, 342 nucleotides long. NCBI's taxonomy places the organism in Eukaryota, Metazoa, Arthropoda, Insecta, Coleoptera, Chrysomelidae. The record is from the annotation of a GenBank genome assembly.